UCAAGGUUACUUAAAAUAUUUUUUUCAAAUAAUAAAAAGUCCGCAUAUGAUUGAUAUAAAACAAUCAAUCUGCAGAUGCCUUGCUCGUAUUUUAACGAACCUUGCUCAUUAUAAUUUGUCGAUACAAUGGCAAGGUGACUUAAGAAGUUUUUGUAAAUUUAUAUACGAUGGACUGAUGUCUCAUGUAGACUCUAGAAAACUGAUCAGUGAUUCAACAAGCACCGAUGCAUCACUUUUUUGCUAUUACUUUCAUUACCAUGCUACCGAGGAUUCACAAGUUAUUGAAAUUAUCGGGAAGAUGUUGUCAAAAAAAAUUUUAGAUUUUUCUAUUGAAAAUUUACCGCCGUCGUCUAUUCUACAAAUUACUUGGUUCUUUAUUUCUGAAUGGAUGUUGAAGAGUACCUCAGUAGACUCAGAUAAAUUUUUGCCAGAUGCCUUAACUCAUCUUAUUGAAAUCCUUUUAAAAGUAGGAAUAGAAAAAUGCUACAUGUGUCAUCCGGCUUUAGUUGUCACCGUUCUUAAAAAUCCAAUAUUUCCCCGUGAAAUUCGGCAUCAAGUUGUUAAAUUAUGGUUGAAAACUGACGGUGACGUAUAUACGUUAGUCGAUGCGGAUCACAGAGAUGUUGUUGUUGAUUCUCUCAUCCAUGCAUUAAAAACUGGAUGCAGAAAUGUAGUGAGAAGAGCUUCAAAGGAUUUGAUUGAAAUUGCAAAAGAUACUAAUCCAAUGAAUUUUGAUUUUAUGCCAAAUAUUUGGGAACAAAUUUUUGAUAGUUUAAUUACUUACAAAGACGAAAAUGAACACAACUUUGAGGGAUUUUUAAAGCUUGCAGAAAAAUUAAUGACAAAUGAUUUAUCUAUCAUUUUUGCAAUGCGUUCUGUAGUAAAAUUUACAACAUUCUUUAGUUGUAAUAACAAAGUUAAUUCGAAUAUUAAAAUUUUGUUAAUUAAUUUAACAAAUAAAAUGUUUUCAAUUCUUGCAAAUGCUGAUGAAAGUAUAGUUAUUUCAUCCACAAUUUUUGAAAAAAAUAUUUUAAACGAGAUUCGUGAUCAAGCAUUUAAAAGUGCAAAUAAUGAUUUAGCCGCCGCGUGCUUAAAAUGUUUAGCGAAUAUUAUUAUAAUUCUAAUUCCAGUUUCUAAAAAGUUAUCACAACCUUUGAUUAUAACUUCGAGCGAGCUUAUAGACACUUUGUCAAAAGACUUGAAAGUUUCUAUGAAGGUCUUGGGGCUUUUAAACAAUCUUUGUUUCAAUUACGAAAAUUACAGCGACUGUGUUAUUAUUGGUUUCGGCGAGAAUAAUGUCAAAAGCGAUAUAUAUGAAAUUUAUGACUUGUUAAUUGAAAUCCACAAUAAGGUAAUGUCAAUUGAAUGGAAGACAACUUUUGAUUGCCUGACGAAUUUUUUGAUAUUUGUAAAGAAAAAUUACCCUGUUGCUAUUCGAGAUUGCUGCGAAAAUAUAAGCAUUCAUUUAACAAUUAUCAAGACGAUCGAUAGCAGGUAUGUUGGGACAGAAUUUAUUAAAUUUGUAAAUUUAUGGCUGGAACAAGGCAUUAAGUUUCAUUGUUCGUUCAUCGACGGUACUUUUGAAUUAAACCGUAUGAAAAUAAUUUCCCAAGAUAAUUUUUGCUUUGAAAGUACUUUCGAAAAAGCGUUAAAGCACUUGAAAAUUUACAUUAAAAAUCUUGAUGCGUCUCAUUCAAUUUCAACCGCUCUUCUCGAAAAUCUUAACUUAAAAUUAAAUAUUUUAUAA
Molecule: messenger RNA, 1747 nt
Organism: Cotesia glomerata
Lineage: Eukaryota; Metazoa; Arthropoda; Insecta; Hymenoptera; Braconidae
Exons: 8
Coding region: 47-1747 (566 amino acids)
Source: RefSeq, a predicted model, not a curated record